This is a messenger RNA of Canariomyces notabilis, 6810 nucleotides long. RefSeq lists its product as uncharacterized. Gene Ontology annotation, molecular function: structural constituent of nuclear pore. The transcript has 3 exons. NCBI's taxonomy places the organism in Eukaryota, Fungi, Ascomycota, Sordariomycetes, Sordariales, Chaetomiaceae. Gene Ontology annotation, cellular component: nuclear pore. The record is from RefSeq and is a predicted model, not a curated record. Gene Ontology annotation, biological process: mRNA export from nucleus; protein import into nucleus. The coding region runs from base 230 to 6337 and encodes 2035 amino acids.
CAGCUCGGCCUAUUCUUUCCAAACGCCGUUCUGAAGGUUUUCAUUCCUUUGGAAACCAACUGCUUGGUGAACGGGAAAUUCCUAACAACUAUAAGGGAAUCUUGAUUUCAGGACGCGCGAAACGCGAUCCCCAUCGAUCUGGGUUCUCUGUAUAUCUUGUCCGCAAUUCGCGGCUGGUCUAUCGACUCUGAUCUCCCCAUGCACUGAAAGUCUCGGAUCGCGAAGCAUAAUGGCGGCGGCCGACGUGGACUUGGGCUAUCUGUCCACACAGGCCGGCGUCCCGGACUCGGACUUGCAAACGGCACUGACUGAGCCUACGGCGGAGCUGGUGAGGUCAAUCCUCGAAGCGGUCCUCACCAAGCUGCGUGACCUCGAGCAAGAGAAAUUCCAAGUUGAGAUCGAACUCGAGGGCGCCAUCAGAGGCUCUGAAUCAAGGUGCGAACAAUUCAAGGCCACCUCCGACAAGGCGCUCAAGGAAGUUGAGGAGCUUCGACAGAAACUGCAAAGUGAAGAAACCGCCCGUCGAUCGCUUGAGAAUGAGCUGCAUACCCUCAAAUCAUCUGGGACGGCGUCUCUUUCAGAAAUUGAAUCCCUCCGAGCACGCAUCGCCUCCCUGGAAGCAUCGAAUCGCGAAACUUUGGCCAUCGUCGAUUCAAAGACCUCGGCAAACACCAGCCUAGCCGAAGAGUUGCAGAAGCAGCACCAGCGAAUUGUGAGGCUCAACCAGGAGGUCUCAUCACUGAACCAAUCGGUUCAGAGCGCACAGGCUGCGGCCAACUCGGCCAAAUACAGGGAGGAGGCUCUGAAACAGGAGCUCCAGCUCGCUAAAAGGAACAACGAGUGGUACGACGCCGAGCUCAAGACUAAGGCUGCCGAGAACCUAAAGAUCCGGAAGGAGAAGGGCGCUCGAAUUGCCGAGCUGCAACGGCAGAAUGAUGAGGUGAACUCUACGAUCGAAUCGCUUACCCGGACUGAGCAGCAGCUGCGCAAGAGAUUAGAAGAGGCCCAGGCAAAGGCUGAUGAGGCGCUGACCAAAGUACAGCAGCUGCAAGAGUCCGCCGCCCGUGCCGAGGAGAGCUUCAGGCAGGAGUUGGAGUCGUCGAGACGCUUAGUCGAGCUCAAGGACCAACAGUCUCAAACCCAUCGCAAUCGGCUCAAGGAGGUGGAGCUUCGACUCGAGCAAGUCAAGGAUGAUUGUGCUGAAGAGGUUCGCCGUAUCCGGCGGGAGCUCGAACAAGAAAAAGAGGACCAUGCACAGUCGGAACAGCAGGCACAAGAACUUCAAACAGAAGUGGACCGCCUCAGGGCUGUGCUCGACUCCUAUCAAGGGGCACCUAGUUCUGAACCGCAAACUCCCCGGCCCAAUGGUUCUUUCCUUGCUCGUCCCGCUUCCCCGUUCGGCACUCCCGCAUCACUACGUGGCAAGACGUCCUACCGCGCUACUGAGACUCUCGAGGAGCUUCUUAAGGUCAAGGCACAGCUUACUGGUGAGCAGCGGCGGAGCCAGAAACUGCAAGAGGAUCUGGACGACGCCGUCAGCAUGCUGGAGGCCAAGUUGCCCGAGAUUGAUGAGCUCACCGCAGAGUCGGAACGUCUGAGGAAUGAGGCAAUACAGAUGUCCGAGAUUAUGCAACAGUCAUACGAGGAGCGCGAUGCUGCCGCCAAAGCUGCUCGGAAAGCCGAGGCCGCUGCCGCCACGGCUCAAGCCGAAGUCAAGAUCCUUCGCACGCAGCUGCGCGAUCUUAGCACGCAGAUCCAUGUCCUCAUCUUUAAUAUUCAUGCCCGGGAGAAGGGCAUGGACCAGCUCACGGACGAGGAGACUGCGCAGUUCGAGCGCCUUCAGCGUGGCGAGGUUGCUGAGAAUGCCUUGGACGACUUGUCGGACACCCAUCGGUUCAUUACCGAGAGGUAUACGGCAUUCAAAGACAUAUACGAACUGCAACAGAAGAACGAAGAGCUCUUGAGCCUCACCCGCCAGCUGGCCACGCAAAUGGAGAACGAGGAGGCUCUGGCUGCCCAAAAACAGGCAGCUCAAGAGCAUGAGGAAGUCCAGCAGCUCCGAACCACCGUGUCGGCAUUGCAAGAUGAUGUCCGGUCUGUCACGAUGCGCAUGAAGAGCUACAUGAACGAACGCGAUAUGUUCCGCCGCAUGCUUCAGCAAAAGGCUAGCCCAGCCGAGAUCCAGAAAGCCCUUGGUACUGGAGAUGCUGGCCAACGAGAGGUGCUCGCUAGCAUCGAGCAAGGCCCGCACCCUGACGAGGCUGAUCUCACUGCUGCCCUGAGAGAGCUGCAGUCGCAAUUCGACUCUUACCGGAAUGAUCAGGCUACAGACCGAAAUGCUAUGAAGGAACAGAUUGAGAAACUCUCGACUGAGAAAGGCGCCCUUCAAAGUGAGGUUUCUCGUUUGUCGAGCCAGCUCACCUUGGCUACCGAGCGCUAUAACAUGCUUGAGUCGAACUUCAAAGCGAUCCAGACCGAGAAGCAAGAGCUCCAACGGAGGGCUCAGACGCUGUCCGAGUCCGCGGCCAAGCAAGACAUGCGGACUCAACAGGUGGCCGAAGACCUCGUCGAGGCUCGCGGCUUGGUUGAGAGCCUUCGCAGUGAGAAUGCCAACCUGAGAGCUGAAAAGACGCUAUGGAAGACGAUCCAAGAGCGUCUGAGCCAAGAUAAUGAGAAUAUCUCGCAGGAGAAGGCGAGGCUCAGCAGCCUACUGUCAAGUCAGCAAUCGCUCCUCAACGAACGUGAGCUGAGCGAGUCCGAAACGAAGCGCAGACUUCAAGGCCAAAUCGACGCGCUCGAUAGCGAACUUGCAACAACUAAACGUAAGCUCCUGGAGGAAAUGGACGAGGGCAAGAAGAUACAACUUAGGAAGGAAUUUGAUGCCCAGCAAUUCCAGAAGCGCAUCGACGAGCUCACGUCGAUGAUCAGCCAAAUCAAGGAGGAGAAUGUUCAGAUCAAGACGACUCGCGACCAUCUCCAAGCCCGCGUCGGGGAAUUGGAGAUUGAACUCCGGAACGCGCAAGAGCGCGCCGAAAGGCUCCGUCCUCUCCCGACGCCUCGGCCCGGAACUACGCAUGAGCCAUCGGCUCCCGACAGUGAACAUCAUGCACGCAUUGAAGAACUGGAGGGUGAAGUCACCGAACUCAAGAAUAACUUGGAGUUGCUCAAUGUACAGCUCGAGAAUGCUAAACAGCAGGCUGAGCAGUUCAAGCAGCUCAGCAAGGAUAUGGAAGAGGAGCUAUCCAGCCUCAACGAGUCUCAUGAGCAGUAUCGCGAUGAAAUGGAUGCGGCUCUGGCGGCCAAGACCGCGACAAUCAACGAACUUCAACAGCGUGUUGAAGCUCUCACAACGGAACUAGGCAAUUCCAACAGCGAACUUAAUAGGUUGAGGGAUGCUCAGAGCGACGUUGCCCGCAAAUUUGAGGAGAAGGAGAGGAUGCUCAACAGUGAGAUUGCUCGCCUCAAAGAUGAGGAGCAGCGCUACAAAGAGACUGCCAAAUUCCAUCAACAAGACUUGCGCGCCCAAGCCGAGAUUGCCACCAAGGCGCAGCAAGAUUACGAGCAGGAGCUCGUGAAGCAUGCCGAAGCGGCCAAGCUGCUGCAACAGCUCCGCGCCGAACACAACGAGCUCAAGACCAAAUCGGCGGCAUGGAGGGCUGAAGCAGAUUCCGCCCGACUUUCCUUGGCACAGAGCGAGCAGUCUUGGGAGGAGCGCCGGGUACAGCUGGAGCAAGAAAUCCAGGAACUCAAAACUAGACGAGAAGAUGCCGCUGCCCAGAACAAGCUUCUCCAUCAGCAACUUGACAGUGUGACGGCCCAGAUUGCCAAUCUUCAACAAAGCCGGGCGCUGACGGAUGGCUCCGACGGUAGCACGUUACCUGCUGUUGCCGACACUGCAGCCGAGGGUCUGAGGGAGCUGAACAAUUAUCUGCGCCGGGAGAAAGAGAUUCUCGAGGUGCAGUAUGACAUCAAGCUUCAGGAGGCGAAGAGGCUGCAACAGCAGCUCGAGUACUCGCAAUCACAACUUGACGAGGCGCGCCUCAAACUUGAACAGGAGCGUAGAGCACAUGCCGACAGCUCAAGGAGCUCGCUCACCCACAAGGAGCUUAUGGACAAGCUCAAUGAGCUCAACCUCAUCCGCGAGAGUAACGUCACUCUCCGGAACGAGAACCAGCGCAUCCAAGCGCAGCUUGAGCAGAAGACUCAGAAGAUCGGGGAACUGGAGGCUAGGAUUCAGCCUUUGGAGGCACGGAUUUCGGAGCUUGAGCUUGACAAGACCUUUAAGGAACAAGAGAUCAAGCAAUUGCAGGAUGCUCGCGACGGUCUACAAAAGAGAAUAGAGUCUAUCCUCAGCAAGUAUGGCCAAGCCGAUUCCCACGAAACCGAGCAGCUCAAGGCCACCAUUACAAAUCUCGAGACCGAGCGCGACGCUCUGAAACUAUCAGAAGAAUCACUCAAACAGAAGGUUAAAGAAGGGGAAGAAGCGCUCGAGGCUAAGACAAGUGAAUGGAACUCAACCAAACAGCGACUCGCAGAGGACUUCAAGGGGCGGUUUAGAGAUAUGAAGAGGCAACGUGAUGAAGCAAUCGGCGAAAAGAACACACUCCAGAGCAACCUCGAUUCGGUCAAUGAACGGCUUGCCAGCACCGAGAAAGCGCUUGAAACAGCGAAGCAAGACCUGGCCAGUCUGACCGAAAAGAACAAAGUUCUAGAAGAGCAAGCAGCGACUCAACAAGCCGAACAAAUCUCUGCGGCACCCAUUGAGACCGGGCCGUCUGCCGAGUUCUUGCAGCAACUCGAAGACGUGAGGCAGGAGCUCGAGGCUGUUACGUCACAAAAGGUUGCCGCGGAGACCCAGCUCGAACAGUUGAGAGAGGAACUCGCGUCAGCCAUUGCAGAGCGAGACCGGGCCGUGGCGAGCGCGACUGAAUCGUCGGCUGCCGCCGAUCUCACAAUGCCAGAUGCCGCAGCCCCGCCCUCCCAGCCAGCUGUUGGUCUCUCGGACGAAGAGCGGAAGGCCCUGGAGGAUAAAAUCGCGGCUGCUGAGGCCAAGGCUGCUGAAUUCGAACAGAAGGCCAAGGACCUUGAGGAGCAUGCCGAUUCUAUUGUUCGGCAACGAAGUGAGAAGAUGAAGAGCACUCUCAACAAGAAGCUUGCCGAAACGAAGGAGAACCUGGAGAAGCAGGCGCAGGAAGAUCGCGCUAAGAUGCAAGCCGAAUUCGAACUGAAACUUCAGCAAGAGCUGGCCAUCGUUAAGGCGGAGCAGCAGACAUCGGGACCGCAGAACGGCCUGCCGUCGACACCGGCGAAACCAGCUGAGGCGCAAGAACCACAAACUCCGAGCCUCAGCAUGCCAGGUUCCUUAGAUCCAAGCACGAUGAGCGAUGUGCAGAUCCGGGAAUUUGUCGCCACAAACCCGACUGUUUCCAGCAUUGUCAAAGCUAAUGUCAAGAGAAUGGUGGCAACAGAGGCGAAAAAGAUCAAGGAAGAGACCGAGGCUUCGGUCAAGGCGGAAUACGAACAGAAAAUCACCACGGCAAAGGAGCAGGCUGCUGAAUUGACCGAGAAGAAAUCGGCACUUCGCAUCAACAUGCUCGACCGGCAACACAAGACUGCCCAGGCCAAGAUUGCUGUAGUCGAGGCAGCUGCUAAGGAAACUCCUCAAAGGCCAGUAAUUGAGGUUUGGAACAUCGCCAAGGACGCCAAACCUCCAGCACCCGCCGCUGCCCCUAAUUCGGUGCCAUCGCCAGCUCCACCACAACCAACUGCUGCUCCUGCGGCCACGACGGCUCCAACGGAGGCUCCCCUGUCUGCUCAAGUUGCUCAGGCCGCCUCUCCUUCAGCGCCCGCUGCGCCUGCGUCUCAGGGUCCCACAGGCGUUCCUCUCUCAGCAGAAGCCAAAGCACCCGCACCUGGGCCCCAGAGUGGGCUUCCGCAGCCAAAGCCGGCUACGGGGAUUCCCAACCCCUUCGCCAAUCCGAUCGGGCAAACUGCGCCGGCGAGCAGUAUCCCGUUACCAGCACAGCCGGCAGCACCGGCCCAAGGGCAGAACCAAAAUCAACAAGCAAGGGGGACAGGUAUUCCAGUCCCCAGAGCCGGCGCUAACAUCGCCCGUGGCGGAGGACGGGGCACCUAUCAGGCUGGGCCCAACCGCGGCGGUCAGGGAUAUCGCGGCGGGCGUGCGGGCGGCAAUCGCGGUGGCUUGAAUCCCAGCGCGGGAGAGUUUAGCCCUGGCGGCGGGGGCGGCGGUGGGGCAGGGAACAAGCGGCCGCGGAAUGACGAGGCUGGAGGUGGGGAUAGAGGAGGAAAACGUGCUCGCGGCGGCGGUGGUGGGUAAGGAGGUCACUUGCCUGUCGUUGGAAAGGUUUUCUUGCGCCAAAGGGGAAGGGGACAGGGGGAGUUAGAGAUCUGUACCGGACCAGGACGAGAUUAUCUCGGUUGAAACAUCACUGGUGGGAGGGUUGCCGGCGAGAGGAAAAUUGAUUGCUACUUAUGGCUCUUUUGUAUUAUUGUUACAUCAAGGCACCUCUUGGGCGGCUCUUUUGUUGUCGUCGAGACACAGCAGGGAAUGGGAAUGGAGUGGCUUCUGAGACAAAUCUUGCUUCUGGCGCUGGCGAGAAAGGAGAGGCAGGCAGCAUCGGCGGUUGACGGCACGCGUGCUUGGUACAACAUAUGGUACAUUUUCCAGACUGCUAUUCGUCGGUUGACCAUGUCUGUGGUGUAGCGCGAUCUGUGAAAAAGGCAAUUACUUGGAGAUCUAGUCAUUGUUUGUUCAAUUCUGAGGCCUAAUGAUGUUUGCAUUGCAAGUUG